AUGUCUCACUCUCACUCGCCUGCGCCCUCGAACUACAGCGACUGCGUCGCCUCCCUCCGGACAUCCCUCGCCCUCCUCGAGUCCUCCGUCGACACUCUGGGCUCCGGCGUAGCCGAUUUUCCGCGUCUGGGUUCGGUGCUCAAGACAGUCCGCCACUACGAGCUCAUCCCCCAACCAACCCUCGCCGCCGCCGAGGCCUCCCUCCGCGACGAGAUCGGCCCCUUCGUCACCCAUCUCCUCGACCGCGCCGAGCGCCAGGUCGAGCGCCAGGCCCGCCGCAUCGAGACCCUCAAGGCCCGCUCCGACCUGAACGCAGGCCGCCUCAGCCGUGGGCCCUCGCCCGAGCCCGGCAGUGCACCGUCAUCGUUGUCAUCAUCCAAGGGUCAGCGGACCCUCGACGGCGGGGCGGGCCUGCGGGCGCGUGCGGUCCGGCAGAAGAAGGAGGCGCUCAAGUAUAGUGUCGAGAGGCUGGAGCUGGAGGUGGUGCAAAAGGAGAGGGAGCUCCGGCUGCGGCUGCAGGACGCUUGA
Molecule: messenger RNA, 528 nt
Organism: Cryphonectria parasitica EP155
Lineage: Eukaryota; Fungi; Ascomycota; Sordariomycetes; Diaporthales; Cryphonectriaceae
Exons: 3
Coding region: 1-528 (175 amino acids)
Biological process (GO): attachment of spindle microtubules to kinetochore
Cellular component (GO): DASH complex; spindle microtubule
Source: RefSeq, a predicted model, not a curated record